CUUUCUAUAGCUGUCUGCUUUGCUUACGAAGUGAAAGCUGAGAAGCCAAGUUUUGCAUUGAUAUGUAAAAGUGGGCUGUGGUUCUGGAAAAAUCAUUAUUGAACAAAAUUGAAACAUGACGAUUAAAGUAUACAUUUCAGGAAUUUGUGGAAGUCAAGAGAUCAGGAAACAACAACAAAGAGUUAUCUUCAUCUUGCAAGGUUUGCAAGUUGAUCUACAAAUUAUUGAUGUUACUGAUCCUGGUCGAGAUGAAGAUUUAGUUUUCAUGCAAGAAGAAGCUAAAAAGCAUGGCAAAAAGACUCAACUACCUCCCCAAAUUUUCAAUGAAAAUGAAUAUUGUGGGGACUAUGCAGACUUUGAAAUGGCAAAUGAUGAUGAUGAAAUUAUGAAAUUCUUAAAGCUAGAAACUGGUCCUUCAAAAGCUGAAACCUUAAAAAGUGCAGAACCGUCAGGUGAUGUAAUUACGCUGAAUGGUGUGGACAAUCAUGAAGCUAAUGAGGAAACUCCUACAACAUUAGAAGAACCUGUUUCUAAUGGUAUAAAUCAUGCAGAUAAUGAAAUUAAAGAACAGGAAACUGAAUUAGUUAAUAAUGAAGUAGAUGUAGAGGAAAGCACAGUUAAUGACAGUCCUGUUGCUGAAGAACCAGAAGUAACUGUAGAAGAAACGAAAGAAACUGAGGCAGUAAAUGAAGCUAAAAAUGAAGAUGAAGCUAAGGAAUCAUCUGAAGAAGAAAGUGAGGAAGAAUCUGAAUAAAAAUGUUGAGAUGAAAGACUGAAUGAUCCUAUUGAAAUUUCAGGGGCAUAUCAUUAAGUGACGAGACAUUUAAAUUCUGACAGUGUGAUUUGUCGGAAACAAAAAUAAUUUGAAGCAUAAAGGGGGAUGGUUAUGGCUUCAAAGAUUAUUUUUGUCAGAAUUUUCUUUUCCCAUUAAAUGUUGGAAAACUUUUCAGUUAUCUUCUACUUUUUUAAAAAACUUCUUCAUCAUUUUUUUUUUCUUUGGAAUUUUUCUCUUUUCUGUAAUGUUUCUUUCUGCCAUUUUCACUGCUAGUUUUCUUUUUAGUUUCUGUAGUAUUCUUUCUGUUUGUGUCUUGUACAUUAUCAAAAUUUUUUUUUUUUUUUUUUUUUUUUUGAUUAUCUCUGUGAAUAUGUACUCGAAAACAGAAGUUAUUCUGUGUGCAUGAAAAUGCAACUGUAAAACUAUUUUUUUGUAAAUUCCACUUGUAUUUGUUAAAACAGUUAAUUGAAAAUUGUUUAUUGUUUAAUCUAUGAAUCAAAAAAUAAUUCCUGUUUUACAGAUAAUACUUUGUUAUUAUUGAAUAAAGUAUAUUAUUCCUUUU
Messenger RNA from Argiope bruennichi, 1337 nucleotides. RefSeq names its product SH3 domain-binding glutamic acid-rich protein homolog. The coding region runs from base 116 to 754 and encodes 212 amino acids. Gene Ontology annotation, cellular component: cytoplasm. The record is from RefSeq and is a predicted model, not a curated record. Lineage: Eukaryota; Metazoa; Arthropoda; Arachnida; Araneae; Araneidae. The transcript has 4 exons.